Messenger RNA from Calliphora vicina (urban bluebottle blowfly), 826 nucleotides. RefSeq lists its product as uncharacterized. Bases 95 to 724 code for a protein of 209 amino acids. NCBI's taxonomy places the organism in Eukaryota, Metazoa, Arthropoda, Insecta, Diptera, Calliphoridae. The transcript has 4 exons. The record is from RefSeq and is a predicted model, not a curated record.
CAAGAUUAUUAAUUAGAAGUUAAAUCGACUACACAAAUUUAUUAUUAAUAUUAACACUACUUGCAUUCAAACAUAAAACAUUUCAUUAAAUACGAUGAUGCCAUUUUUAGAUGACAGUGGCAUAGAAAGCGAAGAUAAAUCAUCAUUAUUGGCAGAAGAACAGGAUUCGAGUUAUAUAUUGAGGAAUGACACAGCGGAACAUAUGGCUGACUUGGAAGUUACAUUUAGGGGACCAACUGAAACACAGGAUUCAUCUUUUAAAGCAAAUAACUCAUCGCCUGUAAAUCUAAGCAGUGAUCCUAAAGACACAUUGAAACCAUCCAAUACAUGUCGGAUACUUCAACGAAAAUUAGAACUAAAAGUAGAGAGGGCAAAACGAAACUACAGCCAUUAUCAGGAAACAAAUAAACGAAAAUCUCAAUCUGCCACCUUAAUACCAAUUUCCAGGCUUUCCAUUCCUGGGGAUCUAGAACAAAAGCCUCUAGUCGAUUACAAAUCUGAGAGCGAUGAUUGCGAAGAGAUCUCAUUCUUUCCAAAUGAGCACCACAAAGGACGAUCCAAACGACAGGCAGAACUUUCAGAUACGUUUAGUAUACAAGAGAUGACUAUUGAUUCAGAUUUGGAGUCGAAUGAUUCCCAGAAUCUAGAAUUAUUAUCACCCCAUUUAAAAAGAGGUUUCCUAGAUUACUUAGCUACGUGUUUCUGUUUUCAGCCGUCAAGUUAAUAACGUUUUAAACUCGGUCUAGUGUAUGUGUGUACAAAAGUAACAAAAAUGUUUGAAAAUAAAUCGUUAGCUGAAAUGCAAAUUAACGUAACUAAAAACCAA